AUGUCCAAAGGCGACGUGUCUCCCAAGACUGGCACGCCAUUGUCCCACCACAGUCAAGAACUCCCGCAUCCUAUCGAUGCUUCAAAGAUUACUCUUUAUAAAUCAACACCAACAAGAAGGGUGAAUGACGAGAAGAACAGCAUUGGCGGGCCAACGCUCUCCCCCAGCGCAUCUGCCGGUGCGUAUUAUGGGUCCAACCGACUUUUGUCUUUACUAAGAAUUAAAAAUGAGAGGACAGAGGGCUCAGCCCACAGCUCAGAUGCUGCCGCAAACGAAUAUCCCAGCACCUCGGCAGCUUCAUCGCUCACAAAGAUCAUUGUUGAGCCCACGCCAGGAAGCAAAGAUGACAAUGCUCAGAGUGAGGGGCAACUCUCAAAUGGUUUUGAGAAAAGGUCCUUUCACAGCCAGGUCUCUAACUGGAUUUCAAAUGAAGAUGCGAAACUUGAUAUUUAUCCUAAGCGCGCCUCGCAAAAAAUAGACAUCCCACUUCUAAGCUGCAAUUUUAGCCGAACUACUCCUUCCACGCCAAGUGAAAAAGCUAAGUCAGGCCUGAACCUAUUGAGCACACCAUUAUCUGGACGUACUUCCGCACCAAAACAUGCUCCUUCGGCUGACCCGGUACCGCAUUCGGGACAAAGUUCUGAGCCAGCUUCGAAUGUAGUGCUAAUACCACCACAAAAAUCGUCUUCGCAAACCUCGGUAGUACAAAAGUCUUCCUCGGCCCCGACGAUACCAGCAGCGGAACAGUCAUUGAUAAAGGCAAAAACAACGACAUCUGCUCAAACGGAGCCAAGUCAAUCGCAUCCUGAAAGGCUUCUCCCGUCCAGUGCCUUGCAUAAGGAAUGUUCCUCUCGCUUAACCGGGCCACAUUCUCUCAUUCCUGGAACCGUGGUGGUCGCCGCGCCUAACGAAGGAAACAGCGUUUCCAGUAACCGAGCUUCCAAUGCACCGUCUCAUAAUGCUAUACUUAAUUUUGGAGAGCUCCCAGAAGAUGCGGUAAGGGCUGCAGCAAUGGCGACCCCCGUCAAAGACGGUAGUAACCAUGAUACACAGGGAGUAAUCUCCGCACCCUCCGACGCCCCACUUGUUCUAGAACGGCAGAAUACAGUUUCGAAAUCAGAUCGCAAUCUUCGGCCAACAACUCUAAAUCCGCCUUCUCGGGCUUCUAGCAGGCAGACAGGGCGCGCGUCCGAAAGUGUGAGCCCAAACCCUAGGCGCAGAGGUAAGAGUUUUUCUGCCCCUAAGGUGCCAGUGAUAGUUCAGCCUAUAUCUUCGUCUUUGACAAAAGCUCAUCUAAACGGGUCAAUAUUCACCAAUGGUGACAAGGGAGCAGUUUUAACGCAUUCACCGAGCCAGACAAAAGGCCCCGCUAGUCAUGAUGCAGUGGAGCAAAACAACAUGAAAGUUGUGCUUCCCGUAUCGCGUGAAGCCAGUCAUAGCCAGACGCCCUUUAGCAGUUUUUCGAAGGCCGAUGACGCGCGUCAGAAAUCUAACGCAAACCUUUCUUUCAAUAAUUCACAGAAUGCCGUCCCUGUUCAAGAAAGGCUGACGCUAGUGGGAAGAAACAAAGAAGACUUAGUUAGAUCGCCGGUCGAUACCAGGGCAUCAAAUCCUCAAGCCCAAGUCUUUAUAGGGACUUCCGAUACUACGGGUGGCUCUUUGCCAGAAAUUAGGUCAAAUGAGUUAGAUGAGCACCAUGAUGUCAUCAAUUCUUCAAAGAGGAAACGCUCGCCGCAAGAUAGUCAAUUCGAAAUGCACAAAAAGAGAAAGAUUGAUUAUGAAGAUGCCUCACCUAUACUAGAGGCUUCAAGCAACGUUAAUGAGACUUUCAGCAAUGUAACACAUACAGCCGCAAGCUCUGUAUCAGGCCAAAAAAAUGAGAACGCGACGGUCAGUCCUCAUUCAGAUCCUUCAUCGGGGGCGGCUAAUAACAAUUAUCUGAAAACAUCAACCAAACAACCCCUUUCAAGGUCUUUAGAGAGCGUCGCCCGCGAAAGAAAAAGCGUUGGUGUUGCGAGCCGAGGGUAUAAAACUAGUGCUUCAAACAAGCGUAUAAAUGGUUCAGCGGCUCUGAAAUCCAGUGACCCGGCUAUUGUUCGUCUAGAAGUUCCCGUGUUGGUUUCGUCCGAAGGGAAGGUUAGAGGCAGAAGAGCUCUGGCGGAGCGUGACCGAGGUUCUGUUCGCAAGGUCCCUCAAAGUGCCACUGGAGGAGAAAAAGCGUUAGCUUCCGAAAUGAAGAGUCCGAGGAGACUUCGGAAAAGCGCGAAAAACAUUAGUAAUGGCAAACUUAGGUCUCUAGACAAUGUGAGGCAUACCAGGACAGGAGCAAAGAUAAUAAACCCUCUCAAGCCUCUCCCUGAGGCUGUGGUCAGCGCUCAGGAUCCGAAUGAAGUUGAAAAAAAGGCGAAUCACGAGGUUUUACCAGAUACUCAACCUACAAAGGAUCAGAAGCUGGAGAACGCGCCUCUUUUGAGAUCAGAUGACGCCCAGCAAGUUACUUCUGAUAAGCUUUCAAGUGAAAUAUCCGAUUACCUUUCAGACUCUUUCGACCCCGAAGGAGAGCUCCUCCUAGCAAAAAGGGCGAGCAACGCUAAAUUGCAUGCAGAGAAAAAUAAGCCUCAAGAAACUGCUGCUGCAUCUCAAAUACUUCCGUACAUCGCUAAUGAAGCAAAGCCUAUCCAUGAUCCGGAGGCAUGUCGAAAAGAGAUUGAAAAGAUCGUUUCGCGCCAAGUUGCUAGGAAAAUGGCCUCAGCCAGGAAACUUGGCAAGCAGCUCAUUGUUAGCUUAACUCAGAGUGGUAUCGUUACGCAUACGCCAUUUGGGUCAGGGCAAAAUGUGACGGCCAGUAACAACAUCUGUAACAUAAACAAUUAUGAGGUGAGCCCGGUCCUCUACCUCCAGCACUUAUCAAAGAGAGGAAGAUUAGAGGUUAGCGAAUUUAGCCAAUCAAAAAUUCCAAUAAUGAAAGUUACGCAAAGCUCGAUUGAUGCAAGCACCAAAGAGAAAUUGAAAAAGGCGUGCAAUGGACUCUUGGUUUUUAUUGACAACUACCACUACGGCAGCCUAACUGAAAACCAAAAAGUUCUAGUCGAUCAAAGAUUAGCUUUUGUAAAGUCAGCCCUUCCUAAGCUGGGGAUGAGACUUACAGACGACAUGUCUUCUCAAGUAAGCAUUAUGAUCGCUGUAAGUGAGGUGCAAAACAUGGAAGACGUUAAUUCAGUCGAGGCCACCGAGGCGUACGGAAUGCAAGCAUGGAGUUAUGGUUAUGCCGUUGAAUUUUUCAAGAUGCUGCUGGGCCCGGAAGCAUUGCCUUCGCCGGUGUUAAAGGACAAGGAGGAGGGGGCAAGCGACAAUCACGCGCAGCAAAAAACUAUAUCCAAGGUCGCCAGUGCGUGCACUCCUAGCAAUGAAGGAGACGGAAAGGCUUGCGAAAAAGAAGAGGUUCCAUAUCAUGAGAAUGCAUUACGUGAGUUAGUAGGUGAAUUAGCAAACUGUGUUCGAUCAACUACUAUUGAUAGAGCCGUGUUAGAGAACUGCGUCAGGGAAAUUUCGUCAUGUGUUGACUUUGUGGUGGAAGAGCAACUUAUAGGUGCCCGUUUGGCCGAGCAGUUCGAAGCGCAGAAUCGAUUAAUCCUUGCGAUGUCAGACGAAUUAAUACAGAACCAAAUCAAAAUUGCCUCCCUGCAUGGACGCGCAUCAAGCAGCGAAAAAGAUGUUGAUGCUUUGAACCUCAAGUUAAGCGAGGAACGCUCAAAAGCCGAAAACCAGCUCUCGGAAUUGAAGUCAAAACUAGAAGAAAGUGUCCGUGAGAAGCAGCAAGUGGUCCCACAGCAAGCAGUUCCACAGCCAGUGGUUCCGAAGCAAGUUGGCGAAGAACCUAAUCGUAAUGUCAAUCAAGGUUCAUCGCCCGAUAUCCAUGUUGAAGAAAUACAGAGAGCCGGGGUUCUUGACCACAGAGUUGUAAAUGAUAUCGGGCUGAUAAAGAAUGCGCUCAACAAGAGAGCUGAUCGUCCAAUUCUAGCCAAUAGUGGCCAAGAAGCUUUGACAUCAUCUUUGACACCGAGAAGGCUUCUAUCCUCAGAUUCAGUUCAGGACAGUUCACCAAGAAAUAACCUGAGCAGCGCAAUGCUUCUCCCCAACCCUAAUGUUACCGGGUCUUCAAUAAGUACCGGCUGGCAAGGUGGUUUGAUGCGUGUGCUCGCAGCAUUGAACAACCAACAAGAAGCACAGCAUGUGGCCUUUAGAUCAGAAAAUGUUCUCCUUAGGGAGGAACGGGAUGCUUUGAGGGCAACACUCACCGGCUUUGACAGCAUAUUGAGGGGCCAGCAGCAAAGACUGAGCCAAUUAGAGGAGGCACUGCUGAGAGAGAGAUCAAAAAAGAGAUCCCCAUUUGAUGCUCGGCAAAUGGCCGCAGGUUCAACAAGGACUUCAGAGAUUGAGGAGGAGCGGAAUGCACUAAAAUCCAGACUUGUCGGUUAUGAUAAUAUUAUGAGAGAUCAGCAGGUGAAGCUGAGCCUGCUGGAAACAGCGUUGCAACGGGAAAAACUGACACGUAAAGCCCUGCAGGCUAGACUGCAAACAUUUGCCCACGGGUUGGUUUCAGAAGAUGAAGCUGAAGCAUGA
Lachancea thermotolerans CBS 6340 is the source of this 4623-nucleotide messenger RNA. It is a transcript of the gene SIR4, whose product is annotated as chromatin-silencing protein SIR4. NCBI's taxonomy places the organism in Eukaryota, Fungi, Ascomycota, Saccharomycetes, Saccharomycetales, Saccharomycetaceae. The transcript has a single exon. The record is from RefSeq and is a predicted model, not a curated record. The coding region runs from base 1 to 4623 and encodes 1540 amino acids.